AUGAAAUAUAUUUUGUUAUUGUUGACCAUUGGAGUAUUCCAAGUAAGCGCAGUAAAUUGGGCUUUAUUAGUAUCAGGCUCAAAUGCAUUCUACAACUAUAGACAUCAAGCUGAUGUAUGCCAUUCAUACAAAACAUUAAUAAGAAAUGGUUAUUCUCCAGAGAACGUGAUUGUUUUUGCAUAUGAUGAUAUAGCUCAAAACAGAUAAAACAUCUACAGAGGAGCUAUCUAUAAUUAACCAAAUAAAGAUGGAUUUUCAGAUAAUGUGUAUGAUGGUUGCGUUAUAGAUUAUUCAAAAACUGAUGUUAAUCCAUUGAAUUUCCUGAAUGUAUUGAAAGGAAAUUAUGAUCACUUGCCUGACGGUCACAAAUUUAUUAAUUCUACAAGAGAAGACAAUAUAUUUGUUUAUUUUUCUGAUCAUGGAUCACCAGGUUUAAUAGCUUUUCCAACUUCAUACCUUUAUGAAUAAGAAUUAAUGGAGACAUUCUAAUAUAUGUAUGAGAAUGAUAAAUAUAACAAACUUGUAUUCUAUUUGGAAACCUGUGAAUCUGGUUCGAUGUUUGUGAAUCUACCAAAUAAUCAUAGAAUUUAUGCAUUAUCAGCUGCUAAUCCAUAUGAAUCAUCUUGGGGUACAUAUUGUCCACCUGAUGAUGUUGUUAAUGGAAAAAGUCUUGGAACAUGUUUAGGAGAUGAAUUUUCUGUUACUUUCUUAGAAAAUGUUGAUCUUGGUGAUUUUUCAUAGACUCUAUAAGAACAUUUUGAAUUUAUUAGAGAAAAUACCUUAAAAUCUAAUGUUAUGCAAUGGGGUGAUGUUUCAUUUGCUAGUGAUUCAAUUAAAGAGUUUUUCUGGGGAUAAAAGUUCCUUGAAAAAAGAAAAAUGUGCCUUAAAGAUACUUUUUUUAUGAAUGAUGAAGUAUUUAAUUUAUUUUAAAAUAUAGAAUGUUUCAAAAUGGGAUUCAAGAGAUAAUAAAUUAUUAUUCUAUUAAAAUAGAUUUAAUUAAACUGGUGAUUUAGAAGACUUUAUUGAAUUAGAAAAAGAAAUUAAAUCUAGAGCAUACUUUGACACUAUUGUAAAUAUUUAAAUUUAUUUUAUCUAGUUUGGUGAAUUACAAUAAUCUUUAAAAUUGACUGGAGAUUAUCAUUUUGCCUUAAACUAAAACUGUCUAAAAUCAGUAAUUGAAACAUUUGAAGAUAAAUGUACCAAGUUGACUGAUUAUGGUCUUAAAUAUGUUAAAUUAUUUGGAGAAAUGUGUGAUAGCACUAACUUACACCAAAUUCAAUUAAAUAUGAUAGUAUCAACUUUAUGUAUGACAGAAUGAUAUAUCUAUAUUAAUAAUAAAAUA
Paramecium sonneborni is the source of this 1342-nucleotide messenger RNA. The record is from the annotation of a GenBank genome assembly. NCBI's taxonomy places the organism in Eukaryota, Ciliophora, Oligohymenophorea, Peniculida, Parameciidae.